Messenger RNA from Jaminaea rosea, 5399 nucleotides. Its product is annotated as phospholipase D. NCBI's taxonomy places the organism in Eukaryota, Fungi, Basidiomycota, Exobasidiomycetes, Microstromatales. Gene Ontology annotation, biological process: cell motility; intracellular signal transduction; phosphatidic acid biosynthetic process. Gene Ontology annotation, molecular function: D-type glycerophospholipase activity. The transcript has a single exon. Bases 142 to 5376 code for a protein of 1744 amino acids. The record is from RefSeq and is a predicted model, not a curated record.
CUUUCUUCUUGACUUGACCUGAUCACGAUCUCCACAUUUUUCUCCUCGGAAACAGAACUCAUCGGCACGCCAUCAGCCAGUCUCGUCUUAUCUCGCCAUCACGCUGGACGAACUCGUGUGUAGCUCCACAGCCUCGCCGCAAUGACGGCUGCUGGCUCGAGUCUUCCUGACGCCCUUCACCAGGUGUCGGACGCUGCAGCAUGGGCGCUAGGCCUCUCAGGCAACGAAGACCCAAAAGGAGGUGACGGCGGUGCCCAGGCUCCUCAAGACGGCGACGACGACGACCACGACAGUGACGAUGACAAGCCAAAGAUUGACGAAGCCAAAGACGAAGAUGGCAAUCCCGCUGGGACGUCAGGCAAGACAUGGUUUGGUUCGCUGCUACCUGGCCUGGGAAACCAUGCCAACGACCCCGCCAAUGCCGCCAACGAUGCAUACUACCACGACAGCGUAGGCAACGACUCUCGCGGCGAAGAGGAGAAGGGCAAGCCAAUCAAUGGAGGACAGAAGAGCAAUGUCGCUGCUGCAGGUCGCAAGGACGAUGCUCUAGCACGAGCUCUCCACCAUCGCCCUCAGCCUCAAGGCCAUCGCGACGAUGAAGACGACGAAGAGCAUCGGAAGGUGGAUCCAAAGUCUGUCGACUGCCAGGAGAAUCAAGACGUUACACUCUCAUCUGCAAACCCAGUCGAUGAGGCUGUCCAGUCUGAGCGCAACGAUGCAGAGUAUCGAGGCAAGCACCCAGAGGCAUACCCCGAGCAGCCACAACAUGAGGAGCAUCCAGCGCAUCGCGGUCCGAUGUGGGCUAGCAGGCCAGAUGACGCUCAGCGACAGAAGAUCAAAGAGAUGAAACAGAAGCGCAAACAGGCGCACAAGGAGGAGCGCAGGCGGGCUCGCAAGGAGGAAGACGGUAGUCAGGUCGACGAGGGAGAGGGCAAUGAUGAUUCACACGACACAACGGCCACACGCCCCCAAGCAGACCGCACUACCACAGCUGGCUCAUCACGAUUUCGAGACAUCUUCUUCAGCAAAGCUCCGCGUACUGCAGCGUCCAACGACGACGACGAAGAGCAUGCUCGUCGCGGCCUGCGAGGAGCGUUUGGAGCAGGCGCGAGCGAGCAGGAAGAAGAUCAAGCACAAGGCGAGGAAGAGGGCGGCAAUCAGAACGAUAAGGCGAACGAUAGCAAAGCCGGCGACGGCGUUGCCCCUCAGUCCUCAUCGGGCGGCGACGACAAGAUGAAGAAGAUCUCUGGCGUCAUGCUUGGCCGGGAUGGCGAAGGCAAGGAGCUCAACGGCUCUGCAAGCCUUUCGAAAGAUGAUAAGUGGGCUAUUCUGAAACAGAGAGUGCAAGCUACAGGCGCCGUCGCUAAACGCCGGGCCGAGAAGUCAAGGCAGGACCAACGCAGACGAGUCACUGGUGGUCUCGACAUGACGGCCGAGCUGCAGUCGGGUGUGCUGCCCGUCAUCCUACUCAAGAUGGCUCUGGAGAGAGACGAGGGCGGUCAUCGCCGUGUACCCGUCCUGCUCAACCAUCUGCGACUCAAGGUCACCGACUCGGUCAAUCCUCUGCACAACUCGCAGGCCAUUUUCCGCAUCGAGCUCAGCUACGCGGAUGACGUCCUCAAGUGGGUCAUCUACCGCUCUUUGGGCGACUUUCUCACAUUGCACACCCACUACCGUGCCGCUGCUCUCCGAGGCUACGUCGGCAAGGCCGUUGGAGGUGACAGCGGGACGGCAGAUGGCGAUGUCGGCUUGCCGCGCUUCCCCAAGACCUCACUUCCGUACCUCCGCCAGCUCCAAUCACAGGGAAGGAUGCGUGGCGAGGAAGGUCGCCGUAUGUUUGCCAAGUUCCAGCGCGAUGCCCUCGAGGACUACAUCAUCGAGCUAGUCAAGCGGGUCAUGUUCCGUCCUGAGGCCAAUCGUCUCUGCAAAUUCUUUGAGUUAAGCGCACUCGGCAUCUCCCUAGCUACUCGAGGUGGGUUCUCUGGAAAGCAGGGCUUCCUACGCGUCCUCUCAAAGGGAGGCAGGAAGAAGGAACAGAGCAGUCUUCUUUCGCCGAUGCACUGGAUCCACGCGCAAGAGCCCAAGUGGUUCAUCGUACGAGAAAGCUAUAUUGCCAUCUGUCCCGGGCCGGAGACGCACGAGAUCCACGACGUCUUCCUCAUCGAUGGCGAAUUCCGCAUCGAGCGCCCCAAGCGUAUAUACAAGCAGGCGGCAUCGCUUGCCGUUGGGGGACGCGGCGAUGAUAGUGAGAAGGGCAAGUCGAGCGAGGAUACCAAGACGGGCAGCGACGAUGACGGCAAGAAGGGCGAACAAGGCGUGGACAGCAACAAGACGGCUCUCCUCACGGAAGGGCAAUGGAGCGAGCAAAGCGUCUCGCAGCGCAACGGCGCCAACACGGACGUCUCGUCUCACACUUUCUACAUAAUGAAUGCAGAGCGCAAGCUCAAGCUCAGCGCCAAGUCGUACCGCAUUCUCGAACAAUUCGUCGCCUCCAUCGAGCGCGUGGCCCUCCACAGCCCCUUUUCGAGGUCAAACCGCUUUGGCUCGUUCGCACCGAUCCGACUCAACGUCAAUGCUCAGUGGCUCAUCGAUGGACGAGACUAUUACUGGGAGGUUUCACGAGCGCUGCUCCUGGCGAAGGACCGUAUUAUGAUCCACGACUGGUGGCUCAGUCCGGAGCUCUAUUUGCGUCGACCUGGUCAACCCAAGUGGCGCUUGGACAACAUUCUCCAGAAGAAGGCGAGGGAGGGAGUCAAGGUCUUUGUCAUUCUCUACAACGAGGUGUCCAACAACUUCACGCCGACUGACUCUGGCUAUAGCAAAUCGAGGCUCACAGCUCUCCACCCGAACAUCUACGUGCAACGCUCACCUAGUCACUUCCAAACGGGGACAUUCUACUGGGCUCAUCACGAGAAGAUGUGUGCCAUCGACGAGACAAUCGCUUUCAUGGGUGGCUUCGACUUGUGCUUUGGGCGAUACGACACGCCCGCACACGUCCUCGUCGAUGACGUUGACGCGGAUUACAAUGAUGAUGCGGGUGUCAAGUCAGAGCAUCUGCUAGGCCCCGCUACCGAGGACGGCCGUGAAGCACACAUUUGGCCUGGACAAGACUACGCCAAUGAGCGUGUCGCCGAAUGGAGUGACCUCACCAAGCCGGCCCAAGAUCUCUUUGACCGCACCCGCUUCCCUCGCAUGCCCUGGCACGACACAGGUCUCCAGCUCAUUGGCCAACCAGCACGUGACCUAUGUCGCCACUUCACGCAACGCUGGAACUUCCUGCUGCGCAACAAGAAUCACAAGCGUAAAUUCCCCUUCCUGGUCCCUGCUCCGGACUUCACUCCACAGGAGCUCGACAAGUUUCAACUUACGGGGACAUGCGAGGUGCAGAUCUGCCGUAGCGCUGGGCCCUGGAGCUUGGGAACGAACAAGACGGUCGAGCAUUCCAUUCAAAACGCGUACCUCAAGUGCAUCCAGAUGAGCGAGCACUUUGUCUACAUUGAAAAUCAGUUCUUUGUGACAAGCACGCAAGUCGAGGGGACGAUGAUUGAGAACAACAUUGGUAACGCUUUGGUGUCGAGAAUCAUUCGCGCUCAUCGCGAGGGGACGAAGUGGCGAGCGGUCGUCGUCAUCCCCUUAAUCCCGGGCUUCCCGAUGCCCAUCUCGGAGCCAGAUGCUUCAUCGGUGCGCAUCAUCUGCGACUGUCAAUUCCGCUCCAUCUGUCGAGGUGAACACUCCAUCUACGGCAAGCUGAGGCGAGAGGGCAUCGACGCCGAUGACUACAUCUCCUUCUUCUCGCUGCGCAAUUGGGGCAAGCUCAAGGGAGGCCAACUCACAACAGAGCAAGUCUACAUCCACGGCAAGUGCGCCGUCUUCGACGACCGCAUCGCCAUCAUUGGCUCAGCCAACAUCAACGAGCGCUCUCAGCGAGGUGACCGCGACUCAGAGCUGGCCUGCAUUAUCCGCGACACAGACAUGCUCGACUCGACGAUGGCUGGCAAGCCAUACAAGGUCGGCCGCUUUGCGCACACGAUGCGUAUCAGGCUGAUGCGAGAGCAUUUGGGUGUCGACGUGGACGCUAUCGAGCAGCGCGAGGCGGCCAAUGAUGCGCAAGAGGUGCGAAAGCAAGACAGGACAGAUGAGGACGACAUGUGGGACCCGGACAGAGAGCAGCAAAGGGGCAGCGAUGAUAGGACGGCCAAAAUUACCAAGGUGUCUGGCCGACAUCGUGCUCAAAACCUCAGCACGCAGGCUGGCAUGACCAUCACCGAUGCUGCCAAGGGUGCAAAGGCAGAGGCGAUGGACUACAUGUCAGGAAAGGGGACUGGGGAGGGUCAGAAUGAGAUGAAGCAGACGGGCAACGACGUCCAUGCUAAUGACGCGGAGCGCUCACGCAAGAUUGACGACUUGCUACGAGAUGCCGACAAAGGUGAGGGCCUGGCCCAGCGACCUGAGCUCUCUGCAGGCGCUGGCGUCAAGACAGACGAUGAUGAUGGCGAGACCGUGGGUCACGCCAGUGAGCAAAAGAAGCACGAAGAGCUCGAAGCACGCGAAGAACGCGAGGAUGACCAUCAGCUUUCGACGACGGUCGAGGAGCGGCACCUGGCUGAGGCGCACACGAAUCGCCAUGAGCGAGCCAAGAGUGAGAAUCCAGAAGAUCCGCCUACUAAACAUCGCCCACCUGCGGACCGUCGUCACCGUAUGGACGAGUCGGCGAGCGCCCCUAUCCUCAACCGCGACGACGCCAGGCGUCGCAUCGAAGCUCACAUGUCUGCGAACCCAUGGGCGCCGCCCCUCGGUGUCCCGACAAUCGACGAGGACCGCUUCGAGGACCCUGUAUCCGACUCAUUCUACAAGGACAUGUGGCUGGCUGCCGCGAUCCACAACACGCAGAUCUAUCGCAAAGUCUUCCGCUGCGUGCCGGACGAUACGGUCACGACUUGGAGCGAGUAUAAGGCUUUCCAAGCUUGGGGUGACCGUCUGGCCAAGAGCGGGCAUUUCUCGAAGAAGGAAGACCAACAGGCUAGGCAGGACAUCCCGCCCGAGGCUAGAGCUCAGAUGGGCGGUGGGACCGCUAGCGGUGGGGGGAGCGCUAGUGCCCAUGAAGAGGGCAGCGAGAAGGGCGACAAGAGCGGCAGCCACAAGAAGACGACCAGCAAGGACCACAGCCAUAACCCGGCCGCCUCUGCGCCUUCACCUGGAGAGCCAGCAAAUGACGGCGGCUUCUCUGAACGUGAACUUCAGCAGAUGGAGGCCCUCCUUGACGAGACGGUGGGUAACCUCGUCAUCUUCCCCACGCGCUUUCUUGAGACGGAGGAUCGUCUGCGCAACUUCCUUUUCCCGCUCGAUGUUAUUCAGCCUCUUACCGUUUUUGCGUAGCUUAGCGAUCGAUCAGUACCCAU